This is a messenger RNA of Echinops telfairi (small Madagascar hedgehog), 948 nucleotides long. RefSeq names its product olfactory receptor 13A1-like. The coding region runs from base 1 to 948 and encodes 315 amino acids. Gene Ontology annotation, molecular function: olfactory receptor activity; G protein-coupled receptor activity. Gene Ontology annotation, biological process: G protein-coupled receptor signaling pathway. The transcript has a single exon. The record is from RefSeq and is a predicted model, not a curated record. Gene Ontology annotation, cellular component: membrane. NCBI's taxonomy places the organism in Eukaryota, Metazoa, Chordata, Mammalia, Afrosoricida, Tenrecidae.
AUGGAGCCUGAUGAAACCCCAAAGUCCAACCAGACGCUGGUGACAGAGUUCCUGCUACAGGGGUUCUCAGAGCACCCCCAGCUGCGUCUGCCCCUGCUCGGCUGCUUCCUGGCGCUCUACACUGUGGCUGUCUUGGGCAAUGCUCUCAUCAUCACUGUCGUGGGCUGCAGUGCCAGCCUCCACAGCCCCAUGUACUUCUUCCUGUCCAACCUGGCCACCAUGGACAUCAUCUGCACCUCCACCAUCCUGCCCAAGGUGCUGGCGGGCCUGGCCACGCAGGAAAACACCAUCUCCUACUCAGGCUGCAUGUUCCAGCUCUUCUUCCUCGUGUGGUCUGCAUCUUCAGAGUUGCUGCUGCUCGCGGUCAUGGCCUUCGACCGCUACGUGGCCAUCUGCCGUCCACUGCACUAUGCCACCAUCAUGAGCCCACGGGUGUGUGUGGCAAUGGCCAUGGGUGUCUGGGGCAUUUGUGCUGUGAAUUCUUCUGUCCACACUGGCCUGAUGGCAAGACUGACCUUCUGUGGCCCCAAGAUCAUCACGCAUUUCUUCUGUGAGAUCCCACCACUGCUGCUGCUCUCCUGCAGCCCCACGCGAGUGAACAGCAUCAUGACGGUCGUGGCUGACGCCUUCUAUGGCUUCAUCAACUUCCUGCUCACGCUGGCCUCCUACGGUCGCAUCGUGGCCAGCAUCCUGCGUAUCCGCUCGGCCGAGGGCAAGCGCCGCGCCUUCUCCACCUGCUCCUCACACCUCAUUGUGGUCUGUGUGUACUACACAGCUGUGUUCUAUGCCUACAUCAGCCCAGCCUCCAGCUACAGCCCUGAGAGGAGCAAAGUGGCUGGAGUGCUGUAUACUGCACUGAGCCCCACCCUGAACCCGCUCAUCUACACGCUGCGGAAUGCUGAGGUCCAACGAGCCCUGGCCAAGCUUCUGCCCUUCUGCCGAAGGUGA